Pseudopodoces humilis (Tibetan ground-tit) is the source of this 1525-nucleotide messenger RNA. Lineage: Eukaryota; Metazoa; Chordata; Aves; Passeriformes; Paridae. The record is from RefSeq and is a predicted model, not a curated record.
AUGGAGCAGCCCCGGUACCGGGACCCGGCCGGGAGCGGGCCCGGGGGAGGCUCCGGCACCUCCUGGAACGGGACCUGCGGCCACCCCCGGGCUGCCCCCGCCGGCAGCGGCACCGGCACGGCGGGCGACGAGGAGGAGGAGAGCGGCGAGCGCGAACCGAGCGUCCCCAGCACCGGGAGUGUCCCCAAAACCGGGAGUGUCCCCAGCACCGGGAGUGUCCCCAGAACCGGGAGUGUCCCCAGCCCUGGCAGUGUCCCCAGCCCCCCGAGUGUCCCCAGAACCGGGAGUGUCCCCAAGCCCGGGAGUGUCCCCAGCACCGGGAAUGUCCCCAAGCCCGGGAGUGUCCCCAAGCCCGGGAGUGUCCCCGGUCCCGGGAGUGUCCCCAGCCCCCCGAGUGUCCCCAUCCCCGGUGGUCGCUGCGGCUGCCGGGGCCCCCCGGCCGCUCCCCCGAGCCCCUCCCGGGACAUCCCGUGCGGCCUCGGCUGCCGCCACCGGGGACCCUCGGAGAACAACGGCGACCCCCGGAGAACGCGACGGCGACCGCGACAACGCCCCGAGGAGCACGACCGGGAACCGGGGGACAGCGGGAGGGGACACCGGGGGUCCCUAGGGGUGGCCCGGGCGGGGGUCGCGCUGUGCCUGCGGCUGCUCGGGGCUCUCCUGGCUCUGCUGCUCCUCUUCCUCCUCCUCCUCCUCGGGGGGCUCCGCUCGUUGUUCCGCGGGGGCUCCGCGGGGCUCCGCCGCUGCCGGGAGCUGUUGGGCGAGCGGCUGCGGCGGCGCCGGGGCCGCUCCGGUGUCACCGAGGAGGAGGUGACGCGUUUGGUGGCCAUGGCCGGGGUGACCGAGGAGGAGCUGGACCCGUUCCGGGUGCUCGGUGUGGAAGCCACGGCCAGCGACAGCGAGCUGCGCCGGGCUUACCGGAGACUGGCGGUGCUGGUGCACCCCGAUAAGAGCCGAGACCCCCGAGCCGAGGCGGCGUUCAAGGUGCUGAGGGCGGGAUGGGAGAGGGUGAGCAGCCCCGAGAGGCGGCGCGAGUACGAGACGCGGUUCCAGCUGCCCCGGGAGCCGCGCUGUGCCCGGCGCUGUGCCGCGUGCGGGGGGUGGCACCCGGCCGAGGACGGGGACCUGUGGGCAGAGUCCAGCCUGCUCGGCCUCAAGGUCACCUACCUGGCCUGCAUGGACGGCCACGUCUACGAUGUCACCGAGUGGGCCGGCUGCCAGCGCGUGCCCAUCUCCCCGGACAGUCACCGUGUCCCCUAUCACCUGUCCUUCGGCACCAGGACAGCCGCGCCCGCCGGGCGCCAGCGGGCCCCCCCUAAGGGCAGCCCCCCCUCUCCCACCGACCUCCAGGAUUUCCUGGCUCGCGUUUUCCAAGGAAAUCCGGGCUGGGGGGAAACCGGGGGGGCUUUUCCCACCCCCCCCGGGGCCGCGGGACCCCCCCAGCCCCAGGGGGGUCCCCCCAGGGGGGACACCAAGCACAAGAGGAGGAAGAAGGGGCGGCGGCCUCUGCCUCGCUGAGGAGACC